Messenger RNA from Durio zibethinus, 1926 nucleotides. RefSeq names its product plastid transcriptionally active 5 (gene PTAC5). Gene Ontology annotation, biological process: chloroplast organization. Lineage: Eukaryota; Viridiplantae; Streptophyta; Magnoliopsida; Malvales; Malvaceae. The record is from RefSeq and is a predicted model, not a curated record. Gene Ontology annotation, molecular function: protein disulfide isomerase activity. Gene Ontology annotation, cellular component: chloroplast.
UCUUUCUUCUUCUUCUUCACCCCUUUUCCUCUCGUUUCCUUCCAUUUCCCUUUCAGUAAUUAGUUUUUCUAUAUUUCAAUUUCCCUUCACAUGACUUCCUUAAUUCCUCUCUCUCUCCACCCUCCUUUUCUCCUUCACAAUUCACAUUCCUUUCCUUCCAAGCCUUCCUCUCUCUCUUCUUCCCCUUCCAAACUCUUCCUCUGCUUCUCUUCUUCUUCUUCACCAAAUUCUUCAAAUUUCGACCGCGAAGAAGCCAGGUGGCUUCGCGAAGAACAACGCUGGCUCCGAGAAGAGCAACGCUGGCUAAGAGAAGAGCAGCGUUGGCUAACCGAGAAAGAAUCGCUACUCCGACAAAUCUCCCAACUCAAGCUUCAAAUCCAAGCCUUAGAGAACCAGAAUUCAGUUCAAGGAGCUUCGGUUUCGGAGAUGAUUUCGAAUAUCGGAGCUUUACUGCAGGUGUUGAAAGAGAAGAAUCGGAUUGCCGAAAGCGGAGAAAGCGCGAGAGAGAUGGUUUUGGAAGAAGUAAAAGAGAAAGAGGUGGUUGUGGCGGAAGGAGUUAGGGUUGUGGAGAGGAAGGAAAAAGAGGAGGAAAAGAAGAUAGAAAGGAAAGCUUUGAGAGUAGGCAGCGAAGGAGAGCAAGUUCGAGAAAUGCAGGAUGCGUUACAAAAAUUGGGGUUUUACUCGGGUGAGGAGGACAUGGAAUUUUCCUGCUUCUCCAGUGGGACUGAGCGUGCCGUCAAAACUUGGCAAGCAACAGUAGGUGCCCGUGAAGAUGGAAUAAUGACUGCAGAACUUUUUCAAAGGUUGUUUGGGGAACAGCAAAUCAAGAGUUCUGCUUCAAGCAGUAUGGCAGAUCAUGAAAUAGCCCCUUUCAUUAUUCCGGAGAAGGAGGGGACCAAUGGAGCUGCAAUUGCUUCCUUGACAGAAAUCUCAGAAAUACAACAGAAAGCUGUGAAAGAGGAAGGUUUCAUAGAAACUGAGGUAUCCCAACAUCGAGUAUUUCUUCUUGGAGAAAAUCGGUGGGAAGAACCCUCUAGGCUUUCUGGCAGGGAUAAACAAGUUAGGGAAAGUAAAAACAAGGAUACUGCAACAAAGUGCCAUGCUUGUCGGGGAGAGGGCCGGUUAUUGUGUACAGAAUGUGAUGGAACGGGCGAACCUAAUGUCGAACCACAGUUUUUAGAAUGGGUGGAUGAGGGACCUAACUGUCCAUACUGUGACGGCCAUGGCUAUACGGUUUGUGAUGUAUGCCAAGGAAAAGCAGUGGUUUAGGUAUCAUAAUGUUCAUUUAACACGCUUUAAGUUACAUGGAAGUAAGUUGCCUGACCUCUAUUGUCUCUGUGUUCACAUCUUGCUUUACAUGAAGUAAUUAUCCAAGUAUACGAAUAAAGUAUAAUUCUUGAUGUUUCAGAAACUCCUACAUUAUCAUGAGAUUCAUUUUUAUUUUGGACAAAUCCCAUACGAUUAUUUAGUGCCUGUUUGGGAGCAGGAGGCACUGUGAUGGGAUGAGCUUCCCGUUGCAUUAGCCCCCAAUAAAUUUGGGGGCCAUGCAGAAGAGUUUUAUUGGGGCCCAUGCAGCGAGGAACUCUUCCGAUUGCACUGCUCUAUGCUCCCAAAUGUGGCUUUGAUGUGCAUUUAAGUACUUCAUAACCGUUUUCUUCCUUUUUUCCCUUCAAAGAAAAUUCCUUUCCAGGUUAGCAUAUGAAACUUGUAAUGUGGUGCACUUGCAAAUUAUUACUGGCUGAAUUUUAGCAAGCAACAAGCAUCGGCUGAACCCAAUUUAUCAAUUUGGAUACGGUCUAAACCGUGUAAUUUAACCAAAAAUUAUCAAAAUUGAACAAACCGAAUUGACUUGUCGAAUUCAAUCAAUCUCAGUGGGUUUAAGUCAGUUAAAACUGUGACCCAUGCUUACCUCACCCUUAACAGGAA